Molecule: messenger RNA, 1656 nt
Organism: Exophiala spinifera
Lineage: Eukaryota; Fungi; Ascomycota; Eurotiomycetes; Chaetothyriales; Herpotrichiellaceae
Exons: 3
Coding region: 1-1656 (551 amino acids)
Source: RefSeq, a predicted model, not a curated record
AUGCCGUUCAGACCUCCUGAGAAGAUGCUGUCCUCGGACGACGGCGUGGAAUGUGGGCCAUCGUCCGAACGCCAAGUCAGCCCGCCCAGCUCCGCUACCCCGGAGAUCAAGGAAAGCCCUCAGAUGAAUCUCCUCUGGAUCCCGCACGCCAACAGUGCCACUAAGGAUGACGCGAAACCCGACCACCGGGAGAUCAACCGGCGCGCUCAGCAGAAUGCUUUCAUGAAGCGAAGACAAGCUCGCCACGGUAAGGAACCACCACCACGCAGAGUCCGGACUACUCCAUCUCUAUCCUCGGGAGGCGUGGCGCCCAUGAGCGCUGGAGCCACGCCUGAAGCGAUGUACAGUCCCCAAUCGUGGCCCCAAAGCACAAGCUUGACCACGACCAUCAGUGCGUCACAGGACUAUCAAGCCCCAAGUGUCAGGUCGUACCUAGAUUCUCUCCGAAUCGACCCAUUCCAGAGCGGGAAGGUGACGAUGGUUCCACAAAUGGAGAAUAUAUUCAUGUAUUACUUCACGACAAUCAUGCCGGCCGUCGAGCCGGUCCAGAGCGAGCGAGAAGAGUAUAAUUCGUGGCUGGUGCCUCUUACAGCUACCGAGCCUGCCUUGAUGUAUGCCCUGGUCGGGUGCAUGGCGUAUGACAUCGAACAGGUCUCUGUGGUGGGCUUUGGUCCAAACUCGAGGAGGAACUUGACCCAAGAACGUGUCCAUUAUCGCAUCAAGGCGAUCCAGGCUCUCAAUGAAGCCCUCGCAGACCCGAAGAAAGCCACAAGCCCAUCGACGCUUAUUGCGGUGCAUUUUCUGCUUUGGCAAGAGAUCUUUGCGGGCGACGAAUGUGUACAUCUCGACGGUGUCAAAAGACUCCUCGAGCUCAGAGGCGGGUUCGACGGUAUCCAGAGGAAGGCCAUCGAGGCCAUCAUGGUCGGGUCAUCUUGGCGGGCAAUCAGGACUCGGACAAAACCACUUCUCCCUAUGGUCAAGGACGACAUGCCACUUAGCGACGAGGAUUUCCUCCAGGUGCUUGCCGCAAGCGAGCCGAGCAUCGCUAGACUCGGUGAAGGACUUUUGGAACCGCACAUGAGACAGUUCUUCGACGAUGAAUUCUGGCAGCUUUUGCAGGACACACGACACGCCUGGGUAUGCUUCGAACAAAUUGGAAUGCAGAAAUUUGCCCCGGAUGUGAAGAGACACAUCAGCAUCAAACGAGUCAACAUCGAUCACCGCCUUCUCUCAUACCCGUUUGACCACUACGGUACUCCCCGAGCGAUCCAAGAAGUCUGCCGACAGGCUCUCAUUACGUUCUCGAAUGCACACUACAACGUCAUUCAGCCCAGCAGUAAGAUCGCCCGCGGUCUUGUCCAGGACCUUAAGACGGCGCUCGAAGCGACAGACUUGCCAUCGUGCUGGGGCCCCGCCCACGAAGCUCUGCUCUGGGUGCUGUUUGUAGGCGCCCACAUGAGCUACGGAGAACGAGAGCGUCCGUGGUUCGUGGCGGCCCUGGUCCGAGUAACUCAAACCCUCCAACCCCGCGACUGGCUCCGGGUACGAUCGUGGCUGGUCCGAUUUUACUACUCGGACCGGGUAUUCCAGGAUUCGUUCCGCAGGAUAUGGGAAGAAGUUGAGACUCUCUCGACAAUAUUACCCAGAUGGUUCUGA